CGAACCGAACCGUGAGACUAGUGUAGGUUCACACCUCUACCGUCCACACUAUGCCGGAGUUUUCGAGCGCUGAAAACAGAGCUUUUUGGAAACGCAGGAGUGGCUGUUUUCAUUCUAAAAUGUUGCUGCUCCGUCUCAGUGUGGAUGGGGGGAAAACGGAGACAUCUGAAAACGGAGGCGGGGCUGCUGAGAUUUGCUACCUGAUUGGGGCUUUUGUGUCAUUGCGUAUCCUUCCCUUAUUCAUCAAGCCCCUAUUACAUGACUAUAACCAGUGUUAAUUUCGUUGACGAAGACUAUGACGAAAAUUAUUCGUCAACGAACAUUUUUUACAGACGAAAACUAAAUAAAAACUAAAUAAAAAGUCAGAUACGAUGACGAAGACGAUGACGAAAUUUAACUGACACUUUAGUCAACGAAUAAAAACGAGAGGAAAAUGUUGGGGCGGGACGAAUAGAGAAGAGAUCCAAUAAGAACUACCCUUUUGUGGGGAAAUCCAAUCAGAGCGAAUCUUUUGAGGGCAGGUUGAUCUUGGCAAAGCCAUUUUCAAAACAAAAGCCGCGGUUUUCAAGUUAUGAUGACGUUUGUUAUACAUUAUAUUUAGUUACACAUUAUACUCGGUUACAAAGCGUUGGUUAAUUUAAGUUGACUUUUCUCGUUAGCAACACGCUAAAGUUUUGUUCACUCGGUCCGAGGGCAGCGUCUCAUGAACAGAUAGACAGAAAUGUCAGAGCUUGGUCUAGGACGAAAUAGAAGAAUUGACAUCUGGUCAAACUCCACAUAUGACAACAAGGACAACAAGAGCGUCUGUAAACCAUGUGGAGUAAAAAUCGCUGGGAAAAACACCACCAACUUGAAGCGACAUUUACAGACGGCUCAUCCAGAAAUCCACACCAAGAUACAGAAGAUGUCUGAUGACCAUGGGCCAGGUGGAAAUAAAGCUAGUGAUGCUACUAGUACAACACAGCAGCAGGCCAUCUCAGAUUUCCUAAGGUCUUCAAAGUACAAGACUGAAUCAAAGGAACAACAGACCAAGGAGCAGGCCAUAGCUAGAUGGAUUGGACGGACAGGUUUACCACUCACAACAAUUGAGGAUGAGGACUUUGUGCUAAUGAUGGGGAUGAUAGAUGGGAGACUAACAGUUCCAAAGAAAACUAAAAUUAGCAAUUUAAUUGAAACACAGUAUGAACAUGAAAGACAGAAGUUCAGAGAGAGUCUGGCUGCUGCCCGGAAAGUAUCCAUUGGCCUUGACUUGUGGACAAAAAAAGGAUUGACAGCCUCAUUCCUUGCUAUAAGUGCAUGCUACUUUUGUGUUGAAAAAAGUAAACCUGCACACAUAUUGUUGGCCCUUCAACAAGUAGGUCACCCACACACUGCACAGGCUAUUAAGGCAUGUGUGGACAAAUGCAUGCAAGAGUGGACCAUACCAGUGGAGAAGAUCCUGACGGUAAUAACGGACAAUGGGAGUAACAUGGUGGCAGCCUUUAAAAACACCACAGCAGAAGAAACCAGCUCUGAGGACGACUCCCCUGGGUCCACGUUCGAAAGUGACUCUGAAAUUGAUGACCAGCGGUAUCGUCAUGUCGACAUGGAAUUGGACCGGACACCAUGUGUUGUGCAUACCAUACAACUGGUGGUCCACAUGUUGCAGAAAGAAACAACUGUCAAAAGAGUUCUCGAUAAAGCUAGGUCUGUGGUGAAGCUCUUUCGCAAGUCCUCAGUUGCAACACAAAAGUUAUUGGACCAAUGUGGUGUUAUUGUUGUAAAUGACUGCCCCACACGCUGGUCAAGCACAUUUAACAUGAUCACACGACUCCUCAAAGUCAAAGAUGCAGUCUGUCAAAUCUCAAAUGACAUGGGAUGGGACAGUUUGCUUACUAGUGAGUGGCAAAAGCUUUCCUCAUUGCAUGACCUAUUGCUACCUUUUGCAGAACACACUAAGUGUGGUUUAUUCAUAAACUAAUUUCGAGAGGAUCACGUGCUUAUA
This is a messenger RNA of Danio rerio (zebrafish), 1984 nucleotides long. NCBI's taxonomy places the organism in Eukaryota, Metazoa, Chordata, Actinopteri, Cypriniformes, Danionidae. The record is from RefSeq and is a predicted model, not a curated record.